AUGACCAAGCAAUGGCCGCUAAAAGCACUCUCGCGUGCUCUCUCGCGUGCAUACUCGUCCUCCUCUACCUCCAACUCUACGCCGUCGUUUCCCCUAAAACACGUCGUGAAAUCAAACUUCAACUCCUCGCUGGCUGACCUCAAACGUCAUGUCAUCGCCGCCGAUUUUAUCGCUAUCGACCUUGAAAUGACCGGAAUCACCACAGCUCCAUGGCGCGAGUCAUUCGAAUACGAUAGAUUUGACGUCCGUUACCUUAAAGUCAAAGAUUCCGCCGAGAAGUUCGCCGUCGUUCAGUUCGGCGUUUGUCCAUUCCGUUGGGAUUCCGAUCACCACUCCUUCAUUGCUCAUCCGUAUAAUUUCUUUAUAUUUCGCGAGGAUUGUGAAUUUUUAUGCCAGGCCACGUCCCUAGAGUUCUUAGCUAAAUAUCAGUUUGAUUUCAAUACUUGUAUACUCGAAGGAAUGUCUUAUUUAUCCAGAAGGCAGGAGGAGGAGGCACUUAGACGCUUGAAUUUAAGAUAUGAGGAUAGUAAUUUGAAUGAUGUUGGAGACGUACCAUUGGCCAGUAUUACUGAUAUUCUUUUCAGUGAAAGAAUGAAGAACAGAUUGAGUGAAUGGCGUGAUGGUUUAUUGAAGAAUGGAAAUGGGAUUGGGGAUUCUCAGUUUCAAACUAUUUUCUAUAAGAUGCGUCCAGCUCUUUGUUUGAGUGGUUUUACUUCGCAUCAGCUUAAGUUGAUUCAGCUGGUCACUAGGAAGCAUUUUGAAAAUCUUGCUUAUGUUGGUUGUGGUCAAAGUUCUUCUCUGCAAGAAUUAGUUGUAUAUAUAGACUCCGAGAAUGACAAGGACUUACUUAUGAAAGAGGUGAAGGAUGAGUACCGUAAAGGGGCGGAGAUGAAAAUAAAAAAUGCAAUUGGUUUUCGCCAUGUUAUUGACCUUCUUUCUUCUGCACAGAAGUUGAUUGUUGGUCACAAUUGCUUCUUGGAUAUUGCGCACAUACACAGCAAAUUUCUAGGUCCUCUUCCUCCAACCGCGGAAGAAUUUGUUUCCGCUGUUAACAAGUAUUUUCCACACAUUAUUGAUACCAAAAUUCUCUUGAACGCUAAUAAUGUACUCCUUCAAAGGAUGAAGAAAUCAGGAACAUCACUCUCAGCAGCCUUUUCUCUACUCUGUCCACAACUAGCUACAAGUUCAAAUAAGGGCAUUAAUUGGGCUUCUCGUCCAUGUGUGAAUGUGGAGGUUCAAGUGGAUGAUACAAGGUCCUCCAAUUGGAGUUCUGGAGUCAAACAUGAAGCUGGUUAUGAUGCUUUCAUGACAGGGUGUGUCUUCGCUCAGGCAUGCAAUCAUCUAGGCGUCGAUUUUAAGCUCAAGUCAUCCUCUGAGAAUCUGGCUCAUAAUGAAAAGCUCCAGAAGCUCAUCAACCUUCUUUAUAUCAGUUGGAUUAAUUGGGACAUAAUUGAUCUAAGAACUGGGAAUAGGGUUGCAGAGUCUUUGGGAUUUAAUUACCUCAGAAAGCAACGUCCUAACAUUCUUUUUAAGAAUAUUGUUUUAAUAUGGCGAUUUCCGUCCAGACUCAAGGCUGGGGAGAUAAGAGAGUGCAUCUGUAAAGCCUUUGGCCUAAACUCUGUUACAUCAAUCUAUCAUGUGGAUGAAACUGCAGUUUUUGUUCAGUUCAGCAAGGCAGAGUUGGUCUCUGAAUUUCUAGUCCUGAAAGAAUCCUUGGAUCGAAGUAAUGAUCCCAUAUCUGUUUUGCAUCCUCUAUCAAAAUUGUUGGAUGGUGGAAAUACGUGUGCUGCAGAUUAUGAAACUUAUAAAGAGAUCUGCAGUUCACCCAUCUCCAAAGUUCGUUUUGCAGAUCAGGCAGCGGCUGUUGGUAUCAACUGGAAGACCAAGUUGGUAGAAUCCAAAAUAGAUGCAGAGUCCCAACACCAAGACAGUUUCUAUAAAGAAGAUGCAAGAACUACUAAAUCGGCUUCUACUAAAAAGAGCAAUGCAGGCGAUCACAGUGUCAUAGAUGAUCUAUUGAGCGGCCGAUCAGCAUGUGAUCAGGUUAUCGAUUCCUUUUAUGCUGCAGAAGACCAAAGGAUUAGAGCUACAAAUUUGUGAUUUUGGGCUGAUCCGUAUAUUCUUGUUGUACAUGCUUUGAUCAAAGCCAUUUACAUUUGCUAUUAGGGUCGAAAUACAGUAUCUUAUUACUGAGAAUUUUUUGUAUAAUGUCAGAUUUUAAUAGAAAUGACAAUUUUGCAGUUGCAGAUGA
Molecule: messenger RNA, 2251 nt
Organism: Ricinus communis (castor bean)
Lineage: Eukaryota; Viridiplantae; Streptophyta; Magnoliopsida; Malpighiales; Euphorbiaceae
Product: poly(A)-specific ribonuclease PARN
Exons: 7
Coding region: 1-2100 (699 amino acids)
Cellular component (GO): cytoplasm
Molecular function (GO): 3'-5'-RNA exonuclease activity; RNA binding
Source: RefSeq, a predicted model, not a curated record